Molecule: messenger RNA, 1966 nt
Organism: Aspergillus homomorphus CBS 101889
Lineage: Eukaryota; Fungi; Ascomycota; Eurotiomycetes; Eurotiales; Aspergillaceae
Exons: 3
Coding region: 410-1795 (461 amino acids)
Biological process (GO): small GTPase-mediated signal transduction
Molecular function (GO): guanyl-nucleotide exchange factor activity
Source: RefSeq, a predicted model, not a curated record
GAAACAGAAAAAGGCAAAGGAAAAGAGAAGAGAUCGCGGUGGUGUGCAUCUACGUGUGUGUAAGUGAGUAUGCAAGAGAGUGAAAGUGUCAGUGAGUGAACAAGAGAGAGAGACUGUGUGUGUAUGCGCGUGUGUGUGUAUGUGGUGUGUGGUGUGUACGAUUCAUCAUCUAUCUAACUGCGUCUUUUCUUUCUCUCUCUUUCCCUCCUUCUCCUUAUUCCUACUGAAUUGUAACUCCCUCUCUCUCUCUCUUUCCUCUUACCCUCCCCACCGAACUCCCCACUCAGCUGUGAAAAGAAGACACUUAUCGAACACUUCCUCCCUCCCCUCUUUCUAACCUUCCAAGACCUUAAUUUGGCUUUCUUGUCCUUCACCAAUCUGACUUUCCGUGGUGCAUCAUCAGUGGGCAAUGUCCACCUACUCCCCUUCGUCGACAGGCGUGCCCGUCAUGUUUGAUCCACCCGCGUACCCGUCUCUCUUCCGCGCGGGGGCGGAAAUCCCGCAGUUCUAUUUGAAGUAUCGCUGGUGGGAGGAUGAAGCCACGACCAUGCUGUGGGCCUUCGACAUCCAAGAGAUCAAGCGGGCCAUCCGCUUCGGCCUGUACCGCAACGCGAAUCUCCCCCGAGACGCCUUCCAGAGCCGCAAUCCCAAUGCAAUUGAUACCUUCCUGCUGGAGCUGGUCGACCCCCACGAAAGAGCCUUCAUCGGCAACCUCUCGCACAUCCAAAGGGUGGAGGAGGUCCUGCAACGGUGCCGGAGAUCGGAUCCGCCGCCGGCCGCGUGGAGCUGGUUCCCUGCCCAGGGGGACCGCGAAUUGACCGCCAUCUCCAUCGCCGAGGCCAUGGACACCGAGAGCCAUCUACACUUCACCCGCAUCCCCUUCGAGGAGCUGGUGCGCUACUCACUGGGCUACGCCGCGCCCGCUGUCGAGUGGUUCCUGCAACAGCACACCGCGUUGCAUAUUCACUUGUUGAACCAUCUCCAGGCGUUUCCGGAGGAAGUUUCGCUGUAUAUCGAGGUGGAACAGCAUCUUCGUAGCCGGAGCCCGUUUGCUCAUCGAGCCUUGACUGUCUGUCUACGGGCUCUCCGAGGAACCCAGCUCGUGGUGAGUCCCACGACUCCCGCCUUUGAGUUCAUUGCCGGUCCGAUUCAGGAGCUGUUCAAGGAGAUUUCGCCAAGCUUGAAGUCGAUUCUGAAGGUGCUCUGCGUCUCGGCCGUGCGAUUCCAACAUACCUACGUGCACGCUCGCCGGAUGAAUUGGACCCGGCCCUUCAAGAUCAACGUGCCGUUUUUAGAAGACCUGACCACCUCGACCUCGCCGUUGGACUUUGCUCGUACGAUUACCAGUAACGAUGAGGGCUUACUCACUGGGCUGUCGCAGAAGAGCUUCAUGGAGCCGGGCCCGGUGGUCAAGCGAGUGUUUACCGAGUGGGAGCUGCUGAGUAUAGCGGUGUGGGAGUGUUGUACAGCGCUUCCAGAUCUGGUGGGCUACAUCGAAGAAUGCGUACAGGCUCUAGUGGCAGUGCGUAACUACCACUCGCUGACAGCCAUCCUCGACGGGCUGCGCAAGUACAACAUCACGAUAUCCACGACCACCCGCGUAGCCCCCUUGAUGAUCCCACUGGACCUUGAAUCCCUGAUCGACCCGUCCGAGAACUUCGUCGGCUACCGCCAAGCGUUCACCAACAAGCCAGGGGUGCCGUUCCUGGUCCCGCACAUCCGCGAGUACCAGCAGCACGGCCAACCGGCCUUACAAUCGCUCUUCCAGCAUAUGAGACCGUCCCCUCUGCGAUAGCCAACCCAGCAACCCCGAGCGCAGGUUCGCUCCAGAAAGGAGGCAACUCCAAACCGUGCAGGCCAUUCCGCCGAAGGCAAACCCGCCGCAAGCAAGGCGGAUGCAAUCUGACGGAGUGAUCGAUACGUCAUGCCCGAAGAACCGAGCUGACGACCAAACUAAUUCAUCUAA